AACAACAACAACAACAACAAUCUUUGUGUUAACAUUAGAUGGAAAGAGGGAUAUGGAAAUCAAAUGUUGAGUUAGUACCAACAUGUCCACGUUGUGGUUCAACAAACACAAAAUUUUGUUACUACAACAACUAUAGUUUGACACAACCUAGGUAUUUUUGCAAAGGUUGUAGAAGGUAUUGGACUAAAGGUGGUUCUUUAAGGAAUGUUCCAAUUGGUGGUGGAUGCAGAAAAAGUAGAAGAGGUAAGUCUUCUUCUAGUACAAUUCAUCAACAUGGUCUUAUUUCAAGAAAUUUGGGACAUGGGGUUUCUUUAAAUCAUACUAAUAUUGAUCAUCAUAAUCAAUCCAAUAGUACUAAUUCAUUGGAUCAUCAUCAUGGUCCAACUAUUGAUCUUGCUUUAGUCUAUUCAAAUUUCUUGAAUAGUAGUGAUAAUUCCAAGCCAUCACAAUCGGAGAAUCAUCAGAAUCUUGAACUAUCUGAUGAUUUAUUAUUGCCUAAUCAAGAAGGAGUACUAGUCGCUCCAUCAUUUGAGUUUUCAACUAUGAUAGAUCACAUGGAGUUCAUGACGAGCAAUUUAGGUCAAGAAUCGCGAUUCAUUGGUGAUGGUGUUUAUUUUAGUGGGAUUCAUGAUGAGAAGCAAGAUAUUAUGAAUCAUAGUGAUGUUCAUGAUGAUCACUAUACAAAUAUGAAUAAUGUGGAUGUCAAUAAUAUUAUCAACCAUGAUCAAUUAGGUAACAAUCUUAUGGAGCUACCUCCAUUGCCUUGUGAAGAUAUAAUAUGGUCUAAUAAUGCACAUGGUCAUCAUGAUAUGGUAUUUCCUAAUGAUAUUCUAAGUACAAGUCAUAAUUUAUCAUCCGAACGACCAGAGCCAGAGUCAGAAUUAGCAAAAGAAGAUCUGAGUCAUGAUCAUAGCGCGAAUAUUGCAAAUGAUGAGAGCCUUUUCAACUUGUCCAAUUUUGGAAAUAUUUUUAGGCCUUGA
Messenger RNA from Solanum pennellii, 980 nucleotides. Its product is annotated as dof zinc finger protein DOF3.5-like. Bases 39 to 980 code for a protein of 313 amino acids. NCBI's taxonomy places the organism in Eukaryota, Viridiplantae, Streptophyta, Magnoliopsida, Solanales, Solanaceae. Gene Ontology annotation, biological process: regulation of DNA-templated transcription. The record is from RefSeq and is a predicted model, not a curated record. The transcript has a single exon. Gene Ontology annotation, molecular function: DNA-binding transcription factor activity; DNA binding.